AUGAAUAUAUGUUCUCUGGUGAAGUUUAGGAGUUUGGGACAAGCCGAAAACCUUGAUGACUAUAGGCUCAUCUUGAACCUUGACCAAAGAUUGGACCAGAGAAGAUACAACGCACCAAUCACGUCGGAGGUAGCUGCAGUGUGGGUCGAAGGAAAUCAAGGAAACAAUACUUUUGUCAAGAACGUAGUACUACAUGGAAACAACAAGGAAAUACAGAGCAUUAAAGCAUAUUAUGGGUGUUAUGAUCCGCUAUCGUAUCCUCUGUUCUUUCCAAGAGGUGAACUGGGUUGGCAUCGAAAGAUCCCAAAGGCAAAUACAAAAGAGGAAGAUGUGAGAAAGGCUGAUGCUGCACAAGAUAACGAUGAUGACGAGAACCCAGAUGUAACCGGUGGGCUGUGGGUAACCAUGAAAGAAUACUAUUGCUAUAAAUUACAUACGAGACCAAACAUAUUCAACCCAAUAUUAUAUGGCGGACGGCUGCUCCAACAGUUUGUUGUAGAUACAUACAUCAAGAUUGAGAGCUCUAGACUGGACUAUAUGUUUCAUCAUCAGAACAAAUUAAGGGCAGAUCUAUACCAAGGCCUUCUGGAUAGCAUUCGAGCAGGAGAACAAGAUGGAAAUGCGGUCGGAAAACGAACAAUCCUCGCCUCAUCAUUUAUUGGAGGGCCACGAGAUAAACUACACAGAUUCCUAGAUGCAAUGGCUUUAGUUAGAAAAUACGGAAAGCCGGACAUAUUCCUCACGAUGACCUGCAACCCCAACUGGGAAGAAAUUACUCGUGAAUUAGAGCGUGGUCAAACACCACAAGAUUGCCCAGAUAUCGUUGUCCGUGUUUUUAGGGCGAAGCUAGAAGAGAUGAAGAAGCAACUAUUUCAGAAGAGCAUUCUUGGAACCGUUACAGCAUAUACGUAUGCUGUCGAGUUCCAGAAAAGAGGACUACCACAUGCACACUUCCUGCUGAUCAUGACAGGAAAAUACAAGUACACAAGUCCAGAUCAAUAUGACAAAAUCAUCUCAGCUGAGCUCCCUAACAAGCACAAGUACCCAGAGCUAUACAAAAUGGUCAUCAAGCAUAUGAUGCAUGGUCCUUGCGGUGCACUGAAUAGAAACUGUCCAUGCACAAAGGAUCGCCAGACAUGCAAGAACAAUUAUCCAAAACCAUUUAACGAAAAUACAAUUCAAGGGAAGGACUCCUACCCUGUGUAUAGGAGACGCAAUGACGGCCGGACCGAACAGUCCGAAAGUGCACUCUUGAUAAUAGGUGGGUCGUUCCUUACAACCCCUAUCUAUUGA
Lolium perenne is the source of this 1293-nucleotide messenger RNA. The record is from RefSeq and is a predicted model, not a curated record. NCBI's taxonomy places the organism in Eukaryota, Viridiplantae, Streptophyta, Magnoliopsida, Poales, Poaceae.